AUGGUAUUUGCGGUUCGUAUCCGGGAUCAUGUUGGCGCGCCUCGAUUGGUGAAACAGGCGCUCUCCCGAUUGCGGUUGCGAGAAAAGAACGAUGGUGUCUUUGUUCGCUACGACAAUUCCGCCCGUAAGUUGUUGCAUUUGGUGGAACCCUGGGUUGUAUACGGCCCACCGACCAAAGCGGUGGUUGAAGAUUUAAUUAAUCGUCGGGGGUUCGGAAAAGUUGACGGUAAGCGUGUGCCGUUAUCGGAUAACACCGUCAUCGAAGAACACUUGGGCACAAACGACAUGAUCUGUGUUGAAGAUUUGGUACACGAGCUGUACAACGUUGGCGAGAAUUUCAAGGCAGCCGCAACAUUUCUAUGGCCCUUCCGACUGUCCGAAUUGAAAACAGACUUUGAACGCCGGACUUUGGGCGUGAAGGACAAUAAAGACUAUGGAGACCGCGGUGAAGCCAUCAACGAAUACAUCAAGCACAUUUUGUAA
This is a messenger RNA of Phaeodactylum tricornutum CCAP 1055/1, 483 nucleotides long. RefSeq lists its product with no specific name. Gene Ontology annotation, biological process: maturation of LSU-rRNA from tricistronic rRNA transcript (SSU-rRNA, 5.8S rRNA, LSU-rRNA). Gene Ontology annotation, cellular component: cytosolic large ribosomal subunit. NCBI's taxonomy places the organism in Eukaryota, Bacillariophyta, Bacillariophyceae, Surirellales, Neidiaceae. The transcript has a single exon. Bases 1 to 483 code for a protein of 160 amino acids. Gene Ontology annotation, molecular function: RNA binding; structural constituent of ribosome. The record is from RefSeq and is a predicted model, not a curated record.